Sarcophilus harrisii (Tasmanian devil) is the source of this 2124-nucleotide messenger RNA. RefSeq names its product prolyl 4-hydroxylase subunit alpha 3 (gene P4HA3). NCBI's taxonomy places the organism in Eukaryota, Metazoa, Chordata, Mammalia, Dasyuromorphia, Dasyuridae. Gene Ontology annotation, biological process: peptidyl-proline hydroxylation to 4-hydroxy-L-proline. Gene Ontology annotation, cellular component: endoplasmic reticulum. The record is from RefSeq and is a predicted model, not a curated record. Bases 374 to 2047 code for a protein of 557 amino acids. Gene Ontology annotation, molecular function: procollagen-proline 4-dioxygenase activity; iron ion binding; L-ascorbic acid binding. The transcript is spliced from 13 exons.
GAAGGGGCAGAGCUAUAUGGUAAGAGGAAGGGAAGGGGGAAGGGAAGAAAGAGAGCAGAGAAAGGAGAAAAGAGACCACCAGAAGGGGAGGAUGAAUUUAUAGAGGUGAAGGUGAAAAAGCGGAGAGAAUAAGAUCAAGGGAAGGUGUGAAAGGAGAGGCAGGAGACGGGGACAAAGCUAUAGAGAGGGGAAGGGUAUUCUCGAGGGAAGGAGGGAGUGAAGCAAAGAAAGGGGAGGAGAAGAGAGGGUAAGGAAAGAGGCAAGGAGCAGCGGAGGAGAGAUGUGAGGAGGGAUAUGAAGAGGAGCCCUGGAGUGUGAAAGGGGACGGAGGGAGGAGAGAGGGCGCUGGGAGGGUAGCGCAGCCCUGGGCGGGAUGGUUCCCCGGGCGGCGCUGGUGCUGCUGGUGCUGCCAGCGCUGCGGGCCCUGGAGUUGGGGGUCGGGGGCGGAGGCUGGAGCAGGGAGACUGGGGUCGGCCGGGCCCCGGGCCGCGGGGAGGACACCUUCUCGGCACUGCAGAGCGUGCAGCGGGCGCUGGGUCCUGAGCGGGAGCUGCUGCGGCUGCUGGAAGGCUACGUGCGGGGUGAGGAAGCCCGUCUGCGGGACCUGCGCAGGUUCUACAACAAGGUCCUUUCUUUGCACAAGGGGUCUGCCACCCCUGUGGGCAAUCCUCUGCUGGCCUACACCCUUAUUAAGCGAUUACAGUCUGAUUGGAGGAAUGUUGUGUACAGCCUGGAAGCCAGUGAGAACAUAAGAGCUUUGAAGGAUGGCUAUGUGAAAGUGGAGCAGGACCUCCCAGCCUUUGAGGACCUGGAGGGAGCAGCCCGGGCCUUGAUGCGUCUGCAGGAUGUGUAUAUGCUGAGUGUGAAAGGAUUAGCACAUGGAGCUUUUCAGAGAGUCACAGGCUCUGAUGUCACUGACAUCUACAGGCCCAGCCAGGUUUUUCCCCUCUCAGCAGAUGAUUGCUUCCAUGUGGGAAAGGUGGCCUAUGACAUGGGCGAUUACUAUCACGCCAUCACAUGGCUGGAAGUGGCCGUCAGCCUCUUCCGAGGCUCCUAUGGGGAGUGGAAUACAGAGGAUGAAGGGAGCCUAGAAGAUGCUCUGGAUUACUUAGCUUUUGCUUAUUUCCAGGCAGGAAAUGUUUCUUACGCCCUCAGUCUCUCCAGAGAGUUCCUUCGCUAUGAUCCAGAUAACAAGAGGAUAGCUAGAAAUAUACGGAAAUAUGAAAGACUGUUGGAAGAAAAAUCCAAUGUGACAGGACCUGAGGUGGCCAUCAAAAGACCUAAUGUCCCCCAUCUGCAGACAAGGGACACCUAUGAAGGAUUGUGCCAGACCUUGGGUUCCCAGCCCACUCACUACCAGAUCCCCAGUCUCUACUGCGCCUACGAGACCAAUGGCAGCCCCUAUCUGCUGCUCCAGCCUGUCCGGAAGGAGGUACUCCACCUGGAGCCCUACAUUGUCCUCUAUCAUGACUUUGUCAGCGACUCUGAGGCCCAGAAGAUUAGGGGGUUUGCAGCACCCUGGCUGCAACGGUCAGUGGUGGCUUCUGGGGAGAAACAGCAACAAGUGGAAUAUCGCAUCAGCAAGAGUGCCUGGCUGAAGGACACUGUGGACCCGAUUUUGGUGUCCCUGGACCGCCGCAUUGCGGCCCUCACCGGCCUCAAUGUACAGCCUCCCUAUGCUGAGCAUCUCCAGGUGGUGAACUAUGGAAUUGGAGGACAUUAUGAACCUCACUUUGACCAUGCAACAUCGCCAAGUAGUCCUCUGUACCGAAUGAACUCCGGGAACCGGGUUGCAACCUUCAUGAUCUAUCUGAGCUCGGUAGAAGCUGGAGGAUCUACAGCCUUCAUCUAUGCUAACUUCAGCGUCCCAGUUGUGAAGAACGCAGCCCUGUUUUGGUGGAAUCUUCACAGGAGUGGUCAAGGUGAUGGAGACACAUUACAUGCUGGCUGUCCUGUCCUGGUGGGAGACAAGUGGGUGGCCAAUAAGUGGAUCCACGAGUACGGGCAGGAGUUCCGCAGACGGUGCAGCUCCCAGCCUGACGACUAGCCCCGGAACAGAGGCCUCCUCCUGGCAGCCAGAAGCCAAGACCUGGGCCGUGGGCAGUGUGUAUGGCAGGGGGAGGG